Saccostrea echinata is the source of this 732-nucleotide messenger RNA. RefSeq names its product caspase-3-like. Gene Ontology annotation, cellular component: cytoplasm. The transcript has 5 exons. The record is from RefSeq and is a predicted model, not a curated record. Gene Ontology annotation, biological process: apoptotic process; proteolysis; execution phase of apoptosis. The coding region runs from base 1 to 732 and encodes 243 amino acids. NCBI's taxonomy places the organism in Eukaryota, Metazoa, Mollusca, Bivalvia, Ostreida, Ostreidae.
AUGGGUAUUGCAGUCGUUAUAAUUAACAAAACAUUUUCUGGGACAGGAUUUAGUAACAGACCUGGUUCCGAAAAAGACUUAGAAAGGAUUAAAAUUAGUUUCCGAAAACUGGAUUUGAAAGUUUUAGUUUUCGAGGAUCUGAAACACUGUGACAUGAUUGCAAAACUAGAAAAUAUCUCAAAGAAAUAUCACUUCCAGUAUGACUUAUUCAUGUGUUGCAUAAUGUCUCAUGGAGAUUUAUUUGAAGUGUUCGGCGUAGAUGGAAAAUCAGUGGAAAUUCGGACUUUAACAGAUAUGUUUGGACCUAAACAAUGUCCAUCCCUGAGAGAAAAGCCAAAGGUUUUUAUAAUACAAGCAUGUCAAGGUCCAAACUUUCAACAUGGUAGUGUCAUUCAGGUUGACAGAGCUAGGCGUCUGAAUAUAGCAACAAUGAGAGAAAUGAUUCCUGAAAGUGCAGAUUUUCUUCUUGGAGUUUCGACGAUUCCAGGAUAUCUUUCCUUACGAAACACUUCUAAAGGAAGUUGGUAUAUUCAAUCUCUUUGUGAUAUUCUCGAUAAACAUGGAUGUAGAUUAGGCAUACAUGAAAUUUUGCUUGAGGUCAACAGACAAGUGUCCAAAAUGGUUAAAAUAGAAGGAGAAGAGAGGUAUAUGCAAAUGCCCGCACCAGUUACUACUCUUCGGGGUGACUUCAUAAUGAACCCAAAUCCACGUUUGAACAACCCAUUUUUUUAA